This is a messenger RNA of Podarcis lilfordi (Lilford's wall lizard), 5194 nucleotides long. The record is from the annotation of a GenBank genome assembly. NCBI's taxonomy places the organism in Eukaryota, Metazoa, Chordata, Lepidosauria, Squamata, Lacertidae.
GACGUGCUUCUUCUCCGUCUGUUCGGGUUCCCGUCGCGCCUUCUCUCUCCCAGUCCGUCCCCAUCGCGGCUGGGCGUCGUUCGGCUUGCAGCGACGCUCGCCUCCCCGAGGGCAGCUGCGAUGCGCCUGAUCCAGAACAUGGGGACCAUCGCCGAGUACCCCCAGGCAGGGAGCACCCUCAGCGGAGAUAGCUGCGGAUCGGGCCGCCCCCGACUCAUCAAGAUCGCCGUGGUGGGAGCCAGCGGGGUGGGCAAGACCGGUAAGAGAACGGGACGCGCGGGGCUGAUCCUGGCGACAUGGAAAGGCGUGCGCGGGGGGCGGGGGUGGACAUAGGCAUACUGCAAGGACGCAAUGAAUAUACCAAUAUUCAAGGGGGGGGGGAAUCCUUCCCCAGUUGUAGCAAAAGGGCGGGGCGGGAAAUAGAAACGCCCUGGAGAGUCCAGAGGGAGCAAACCUACUGCCAUUGUGACAAUCUGUUUGCCCGGUCCAAAGUAUGGUUUGAAUAUGAGGAUAGCAUCCCUGCCAGCGAUCCAAAGCGCUCACCUCUAACUUGGGGAGAAAGAGACGAUGGCUAGCUAGGUAGCAGCAUCCUUCUUCUCUUAGGUAAGCACCUGCUGCCAGAUCAGGAAUGGAUGAAGAUCAGUGACCAAACAAAAGCUCUGACACCCCCUGCUGCCCAAGCCUGACAUGUGGACGCCUCAUUAAAAGGAUAACACCCACUCCCUUGAAGAUGCUUCUGUAGUUGCAACUUUCAUCAUAGCAGUGAAUCCUUAACCUGUGAGGGGUGAAUGAUAUUAGAAGGUGCCUAAAUGCCUGUUCCUUCAGACUGAAAGGUGUAUCAUGGAUGACUGCUCACAGUUCCACUCUUAAAAGUAGUUACUCAGGAGUCAGCUGCAGUGGAUUCUGUAGUAGGAUGUCUUUCCCAACAGAAUAUGCUUAGGAUUGCAGCCUUUAAUUUGCUUGACUGCUACAUCCCAAGUUUUGAUGGCUGCUGCUACUGCUAGCCAAAGGUAACUCUAGAAAAAGAUGCACUCCCCCAAUAGCCUAUUGAAACGCUUUCCCUGCUCGGGUGUCCUGUAUGUGGAGUUAUUGGGUAUGCAGACAGAAACUGGGGGAGGUUAUUGCCCUUAAACACCAAGUGCAGAUGACAUUGUGUCUUCUGCUUUCCCCCCUUUCUAACCUGCACCUUUUUUUAUUAUGAAUUGCAGCCCUGGUGGUGAGAUUUCUCACAAAACGGUUUAUUGGAGACUACGAACGCAAUGCAGGUAAGAAAUGAGCCUUGCUGUAUUCACAGGUGUGCACUGCAGUGUAUUUUGAUCCAGCGACAAACUCAAUGAAGCCUUUGGUGUCUCACUUCCAGAAAGCUAGUCUGUACAAUGGGGAUUUCACUAGGCAAAGUCACUAUGCAACGCUGAAACCCAGGUGUCUGGCCAAGUGUUAUCAAGAGGACAAAAGGAAUUUAUACACUGACCUACUUUAGCUAGCACAAGGCGAGAACUGCCCCGUUUUUAUUCUCACUGCAGCCACAUUGGGGUGUCAAGCCCCUCCUCUAUAGUUUGACUUCUGAAGUUUAGUUCUCAUUCACCAAUCUGCUACACACACACACACACACACACACACACACAUUAGAAUGAAACAAGUUCUAAGCUAAAGGAGGUGGCUUCAGUCCUAUAACCUUUUCCCACUCCUAUAUUUAUGUAAUCAACUUAUUUAUGCAAAUAAGCUUGAAUUCAAAGCCAAGUAGUUUGUUAUUCAUGAAGAACAGCAGACACACAAAAUGAGGGCUUUCCAAGAAAUUUCUGGACCACAUGUGACCACAAAGAGGGUGGGAAUAAUCUUCUAUAAUGCAGAUAAACCAAACUAAACUUAAGUUUUCAGUAUAUUGGGGGUGUGUGUGUGUUUAGGUGGCUCUCCAGGUGAUGAUGAGAGUUUGGGGUCCAAUCAAGAUCUGGAUGGCCACAGGUGCCCCAUAACAAGGUGUACACCCAUCAAAGCAAUAUUCCAAUGUCCUGUUUUUGCUGUAAUGAAGAUGCAGUUUUAUAUUGAAUGCAUUUAUUUCUUAGCAUUCAUUUCAUUCUCCCUUACACAGGCUGCCUGUGUACUUUAAAUCUACUUGCACAUAUUGUAGAUAAGCAUUUGUAGCCACUUGGAAAGGUAUGCAUUUGCCUCAGCUUGAGCCAAUAGUGUCAAGACCAAAUAUAGUUGAUCUAGAAUCAAUUGUGACAAAGCCUUUAAAGUCUCUUGUAUAAAAUGAAAAUGAUCCCCCCUUCCCAUUAAUCAGACACUGUAGCUAAAAUAGGAGUGUGUGUGUGUGGAGGGCAGGACACAUCAGUGGCGUAGCGUGGGUUGUCAGCACCCGGGGCAAGGCAAGUAAUUUGCGCCCCCUAACCCAUGGAUUUUAGCAGGGGGCAGAGAGCUGAGAGUGCGCCCCCAGAUGUUGCGCCCGGUGCUGCCGGCCCCCCCUGCACCCCCCACGCUACGCCACUGGGACACAUUGAUUUGAGGGUGGUUGUUUUUUAACAGCAGGCUGAUUUGAGUGAAAAAGUUCUGUGACCACGCAAGAUCCCACAUUGUCAAGGAAGGACAGCAUGCUCCAGUGUGGAACGUUGAAAUCCUGCUAGUUCCAGUGUAACUGAUUUCAAGCACAUCCUUAACUUUCUUCUUGGACUCAGUGAAACUUAAAUGAGCUUAAGUUUGGCUAGGAAUGUGCUUCCCGUAAAAAGGGGCUAGACAACUAACUUUUUCCAAAGGUUAACUCUGCCAAGAGGUUUUUAUGUAGGUUUGCUUCAGCAUUUUAGCUUUGUAAGUGAAGCCAAUUACUAAGAAUUCUGUUGUGUGGUUUUUUUGCUCAUAUACGCCAUGCUUUGCUGUGUUUAGGCUGUAAACACUUACCUGGGAGUACAUCCCACUGAACUCAGUGGGAUGAAUUUCUGAGCAGACAUGGGCAGGAUUGUACAGUCAGUCUUUCUUAUGAUGAAAACACCAUCUGCCUAAUGUAGCAAAAAUGCCACUUUUUUUCAACAAGUCACAGAUCCAUCUCCACUAAUGAGCUUUUUUCCUUUUCAUUGUGCAGAGGUUAAUGAAUGUCAGUUUAUAGUGCAUGUACAACCCCCUCUCUGAACUUGUCUGAUGAACUGCAUUUUUAUUUCUAGGUAAUUUGUACAGCAGACAGAUCGAAAUUGAUGGAGAGUUGUUUGCAAUUCAAGUCCAAGAUACACCUGGAGUACAGGUGAGUUAUGUUCCUGUGCCUUGUACCACUUUAAAGGGGAGCUUCAAUUUUGGCACACUUCAAGAAGUUCAUUGUUACAUAUAUUGAUUCAUAAGAAUCCCAGUAGGGCUUUACUUCCAAGUAGAUGUGCAAGGAUCGUAGCUGUUUGAAUUGGGAGCCUAGCUGCAUUGAAAAACUGUUUUGUUGCUAUUAACUAGAGUUGUAAACAGUCAGACCUUGAUAAAUGGUCUGUAUAUCGUCCCCUGACAGUAAAAGAAAACAAUCCACAAUUUCAGCUAAACUUUUGUCUACUUGAAGACACAACCAUCGUGUUUAGGAAACCUGCCUUUCUUAAAAGAAAGGGGGGAAAACACGAAUGUGUUAAAAACAGUUCCUUGGCAAACUAAGAAACACUUCAUUUUUAUUAUUCUACUAAAGUGCACUGGAAAUCUGGAAAGAAAUUUCAUUGCUAUAGCCUAAUCAACUUUAGUUUCAUAAACACAUAUGCAAAAGAAACUAAAAGUCACAGCCCUGGCAGCUGCACUCAUUAAAAUUUGUUAGGAGUUGAGUUUAUAUUAUGGAAAGUUUGAACGUAUAGGCAUGAGUAAGGGCAAAUUUUGCCUUUUUGAACUGGGCCGUUCUCCAACUUUAAAUGUUUCCAGCUCAUACCUUUGUUCUUUUCUCCCCACUCCCGACUCACUGUCUAGCCAGUUAAUUUCCCAUUCUACGGCACCACAAAGUCUUUUUCUCGAGGCAGGGUACAGCUUGAAUAUGGCAGACUUUGCAAUAAUUGAGUGUAGCAUUUUUUAUUUUAUUUUUUUGCAACUGGACUAACAUGUGGAAAUGUGGAUUAAAAUUUUAGAGACAACAUGCAAUAAUAAACAUGUAAUGGACAUUGUAAGCUUUCCUUUGCAGCCAAAUAUUUCCCCUACUUAAUCUUUUUUUCUCCCCCAGGUCCAUGGACACAGCCUUGACUGUAAUGAGCAACUGAACAAAUGUAUUCGCUGGGCAGAUGCAAUUGUGAUAGUCUUUUCAAUCACAGACUAUAAGAGUUAUGAACUACUCGGUCGCUUCCACCAGCACAUACGGCAGCUGCACCCAGGAAACAGAGUGCCUGUGGUGGUUGUAGCAAACAAAGCAGAUCUCCUCCACGUUAAAGAGGUAGAACCACAAAAUGGACUGCAGUUGGCUGGCAUGUUGGGUUGCACUUUCUAUGAGGUGUCUGUCAGUGAGAAUUACAAGGAGGUCUUCAAUGCCUUCCACAACCUCUGUAAAGAUGUCUGUAAGCAACAAACCACCAGCAGCACGCCAGAGAAGAGGAGAAGCUCUCUCAUUCCAAGACCAAAGUCACCCAACAUGCAGGAUCUAAAGAGAAGGUUUAAGCAAGCCUUAUCUGCCAAAGUGAGGACUGUCACAUCUGUCUGAAAGAUCAAACUAAAUGGGAUGGGGUUUCCCUCCCCUUUCCCAGUGCAUAUUUCUAUAGUUCCAGCUUUGGAACGUUAAUUGCUGGUACUUCAGCAUCCGAAAAUCGUGCGAGAGAAAGAGUUCAGAUGCACAUAAAGCAUUUUGUAAUGAAGGAGUAACACUGAAGCUUGAAUAAGCCCCCAAGGAAGUGGUGGAGCGUAGAAUUUCUUGUUGCAAGCGCAUCUGAUUGACUAAAUGGACAAUAUUUUCAUGUUCUGCUGUGGAAGUUAGGUCAUGUUGGUAUUUGUAUCAUACUUACAUAAUGAAGGACAGGGAAGAAAUAUUCUGAAUGCAGUCUUACUGAUGGGGAACAAAUUGUGUGUUACAUCCAUUAGCUAUAUUUUGGUAUUUGGUGGAAGGCUGGCUUCUUUAGUAGUCUUCAAUGGAGCCACCUGCUUUUUAAAAACCCAUGGUUUUGAACAGGGGUCAGCAACCUUUUUCAGCCGUGGGCCAGUCCACCGACCCUCAAGCCAUGUGGUGGGCAGGACUAUAUAUAUAUAUAUAUAUAUAUAUAUAUAUAUA